GGCGCCCCCCUCCCCUCCCCCUCGAGCGGUGGCGGCGAGUGCGCCUGCGCUGUCAUGGCGGCGGCCUGCGCGGAGAUGGAGCCGGCGGCGGCGCCUCCUCCUUCCCCCUCUCCUGCUCCCUCCGCGCCGGGCUCGGGCGAGCUGGUGUGCGCGCAAGGCCGGAACCUGAAGGCGGUGCUGUGCCAGCGCUGCAGCUCCCGCGUGCUGCUGCCCGGCGCCGCCACCUUCGCCCGCCGUGAGCUCCUCCUGCCCGCCAUGCGGAAGAAGGCAGUCGCGGCAGGCAGCGGCGGCAGCGGCGGGGACGUGGUGCGGGAGCACUGGCUGGUGCGCGACAUGUUCUCCUUCGAGAACGUGGGCUUCACCCGCGAUGUGGGCAACGUCAAGUUCCUGGUGUGCGCCGACUGCGAGGCGGGGCCCAUCGGCUGGCACUGCCUCGACGACAAGGAGAGCUUCUACGUGGCGCUGGAGCGCGUGGCCCACGAGUGAUGCCGGCAGUGCGGCGGGCGGGCUGGAGAUGAGGAUGACGGGACCGCGGCCCUGGCACCCGCUUGGGGUAUGGGGGUGGGCCAGCGGGAGUCCUGCCUGACAGCCUGAAGAAGGCCCAGCCACCCCGCGGCCUGGCCACGCUACCGCCUGACAGACUGAAUGAGGCCCAACUGACCAAACCGCGCCUGCCUGCUCCACAUCCUGGCUGACUGACUGACCACAGCCCGGCUGCCCUGCAGCCUGACAGACUGAACCGAGGCUUUGCUGAAGGACCAUGGCUUGGCCACCUCACAGCUUUUCUGGCUGACUGCCCACGGCCUGGCUACCCCGCAUCUGACUUACUUGAACUGAGGCCUGGCUGACUGACCACAGCCUGGCUGACCCAUGGCCUGACUGACCUACAGCGCAACUGGCUGCUCCACAGCCCAGCUCACCAAUCCACCGACUGACAGACCAGCACCAAGAAGCGCAGCGUUGGCACUACCGGCUCCCUUGCCUGAGCCCGUGUGGAGAGGACAUCCCUGGUGGGAGAGUUGCCUGUGACCUGCAGUGCCAGCAGGGAUUGCUCACCAUGAGAUUUUUGCCAAAUAGUUCGAUCUGACACUUGCUAGGAGAAGUGGCCACAAGCCAUCCUGGCUUCUCUCUGUGACCCCUUCCUUGUGCACCAUGGGCAUUUGCAUGGCUCCCAGAUGGGCAGGGUGGUAAAAGCCACUUUUAUUUUCCAAGUGUGCUAGGAUAUCUUUCAGGCUGAUCAGUCUGUGACCCAGCUAUGUAAAUGUGGAUGGUGGCACAAGGGCAAGAAGACUAAGAGGACAGGACUGCUGCUUUGAAUUGUAGUGACAGCUUAAAUUGGCUGAACUACAGCCAAAGCAGUUAGGGGUUUAAGGUUGUAUCUUCUGUUGAUUUUCAAAAGAGAUGUUCCCUGCCCACAACCCUAACCGUUAGGUUCUGUAAAACCUCAUCCUAGUUCGCAACUGUAACCUAUAAAAAAUAUAUGGCACCUAAAGCAUGUGUAAGGCAUUUUAACUAACAUCAUGUGCAGUUUUAUUAACAAAUUUGGAAAUAAAUUAAGGUACAGAAAGAGCUUGCAGACAGCGUAGACUGAUGGAAUGGCAAAUAAAGACUGAUGUUGUAUAAAGCAGUCCUACAGCUUUUCAGAGAAAUUGUAGCCACAUGCAAGAUCGUAGUAUGUCCAGGAACCACAAAUGAGGAGAUUCCAUCCUGAAAAAGAUUUGAAUCAUCGGAGAAGCAACUGAACGAAUGCUCAGUACUGAAGAAUGUCAAAAAAGUUGUGUGUGUAUUAAAUAGAGAAUUCAGCAGGCAAAUUAUUUUCUGUAAAUGUUGGUUGUAAAAGCAAUAUUGCGAUACUGCAUCCAGCUCUGGCCUCCAUCUUUUAAAAGAUGGGCGCUGAACUGACUGAAAUUUGAAGGAAAGCUGCAGCAGCCCUGGUUCUCAAAGUCUUUAUCUUUUGGCAUUUGCAGCCCAGUUUCCAUUCUCAGUUUGCAACCCCUUGAAUACAGCUGCUUCAUAGUGAUAGUCUUGGGUCACAUCUACAGAGGGCAUGCCUUACUGUAGUAGGUGUGUCAGUACAAUGUGCUAAUAAAACAUUUUUGGUAUGAA
Messenger RNA from Dromaius novaehollandiae (emu), 2106 nucleotides. RefSeq names its product RAB interacting factor (gene RABIF). The transcript has 2 exons. The record is from RefSeq and is a predicted model, not a curated record. Bases 55 to 486 code for a protein of 143 amino acids. Lineage: Eukaryota; Metazoa; Chordata; Aves; Casuariiformes; Dromaiidae. Gene Ontology annotation, molecular function: zinc ion binding; guanyl-nucleotide exchange factor activity. Gene Ontology annotation, biological process: small GTPase-mediated signal transduction; post-Golgi vesicle-mediated transport. Gene Ontology annotation, cellular component: cytosol; membrane.